AAUAAUUUGGCUGACGUUUUUACUUCCAAGUUCCAAGUUUGACAUGUUAAGUUUAGGCAGAUGUAGCUUAAAAUUCCAUUAUAUUUAAUGAAUCUAGUUUAUUAAAGUUAAUGUUACGAGAAACACAGGCCAUUGAACAAUUACACAGUUAUAUGAAGUGCUUUAAGAAAUCUGCAUAAAUACCAACGGUUAGUGUUGUGCGCGAAUAGUUUCUUACAGUACACGUAUUUAAUAAUAGCGUUGAUAAAGGUGAUCAAAUAAUAUAUUUAAUCAGUCUGUAGUGGCAAAUAUUCGCAUAACCGCGUGUAAGAAGUAGAUAUAGCACAAUAUGGGUUUGACAAUAUCCGCAGUGUUUAAUAGACUAUUUAGUAAAAAAUCUAUGAGGAUUUUGAUGGUUGGUCUCGAUGCUGCCGGCAAAACUACAAUAUUAUAUAAAUUGAAAUUGGGCGAGAUUGUCACGACAAUUCCCACAAUCGGAUUUAAUGUGGAAACUGUGGAAUACAAGAACAUAUCGUUUACUGUGUGGGAUGUUGGCGGUCAGACAAGAAUAAGAAAACUUUGGAGGCAUUACUUCGCAAAUACAGAUGGACUUAUUUUUGUUGUCGAUUCGAACGAUAGAGAUCGUAUUGAAGAGGCACGUCUUGAACUUCGCAGCAUGUUGGACGAACCCGAUUUGAGGGAGUCUAUAUUACUCAUCUUCGCUAAUAAACAGGAUUUGCCAAAUUCCAUGUCCACUGCUGAAAUAACCGAUAAAUUAGAUUUAAAUACACUUAGGAAUAGGAAGUGGUACAUCCAAGCAACUUGUGCAACUCAAGGAAAUGGUCUAUACGAAGGACUUGACUGGUUAUCGAACGAACUGGCAAAAACAACAAAGUAAUUUGAAA
Molecule: messenger RNA, 884 nt
Organism: Anoplophora glabripennis (Asian longhorned beetle)
Lineage: Eukaryota; Metazoa; Arthropoda; Insecta; Coleoptera; Cerambycidae
Product: ADP-ribosylation factor 4-like
Exons: 1
Coding region: 329-877 (182 amino acids)
Biological process (GO): intracellular protein transport; vesicle-mediated transport
Cellular component (GO): cytoplasm
Molecular function (GO): GTPase activity; GTP binding
Source: RefSeq, a predicted model, not a curated record